Oryzias latipes (Japanese medaka) is the source of this 2436-nucleotide messenger RNA. It is a transcript of the gene pianp, whose product is annotated as PILR alpha associated neural protein. The record is from RefSeq and is a predicted model, not a curated record. Gene Ontology annotation, cellular component: membrane. Gene Ontology annotation, biological process: regulation of immune response. NCBI's taxonomy places the organism in Eukaryota, Metazoa, Chordata, Actinopteri, Beloniformes, Adrianichthyidae.
UUCUCUUUGUCCGUUUAAUUGAACCUUUAAAAAAACAUAAUUAGCAUUUAAAUCUCUUUCCUACAGUCUUUUGCCCUCCCCUACAUGGUUUUCUCUCCCGUCUCUUACUCCAGCAGACUCUACAUGCCUCAGUCACUACGGCAACCAAUGCUUUUUUUUCCCUUCUUUCCCCCACUCUUGCUUUCUGUAUCUCCCGCCUUUCCCUCUGUCUCCCUCUCUCAUUCCCUCCUUUCACUGCCAGAGAUGAUCGGAGAAGAAGAGUCUCAGUGAACAGAGCAAAGCGAUGGAGAGAUGCUCCAUCUCUCCUGUCACACGACUCACUGCCCUCAUCUCUCUCCUCCUGGUUGCUCUGGUGACACAGCCCUCCACCUGUAACCGUGACGACAGUGAGGUUGAGGAGCAGGUGGACACUCUGUCAGUCCAGCUGUCCGUGACAGCCCAGGUCACUACCACCCUGCCGUGGGCGGUGGUGUGGGGUCCCACUCAGCCUCUGGAGGAUGAAACAAACCACUUCCUCCCCAGCCAGGAAACCGACUACCUUCACCUGCAUGGGAGCCAGCAGGAGGUCAGCACCGCCACACCUGAGGACUGGAUUUACCCUGAUUUAGGCAUGCAGCCCCAAGAGAAGGCACCACUGGAGUCUAGGGACCACGAGGAAGUGGAGAAUGGAGGGACAGAGGCGGAGGAGACAGAGCCUGAGGAAGUGGACCCUCAGUUCUACGUCACCGUGACCAUCUCAUCGCUACUCAUCCUGACAGCUGUUGUUGUAACAGCCAAACUCUGUUACGAUCGCAGCUGUUCCCAGCAUCCGCCCCCGCUUUCCCGUGGCGUGGCCCCUCCUCUCUCCCUCGCGCUCCCUCGAUCCCUAGCUCCAGAGGACAGAAGGCAGACGCUGCACAGCACCUCCUCCUCCCUCACCGACAGAGAGAGGAUCCCAGUUGUGAACCUGUGAAGCGACUGCUUUUCCGAGCACAUAACACUUCUACUGGGCCCGAGGAGGAACGUCAAUAACACCAGAGGGUGUGCCUGCAGCUCCUCUUUAGUUUUUUCCUCUCAAACUGUGAAAGAAUUUCAGGGAUCCCGAGCGUCCAGCCAUCGGAAAAAAAACAAAAACAAAAACUUUGCGGCUUCCCUGACAUCUGAAAAAUCCAAAACUUGUCUCUCUGCUGCUCACCUUUGAGACCCUUCCUCCCACAGGAGUAAAUUUCUUUCAAAUUCAUCACUGUGACCCCCUUUCUAGUUGUCCUCCCUCUGUAAGGCCUCCAGCACCGCCGUUAGGUCUGUGCUGCGACCUGCCAUGACUAAUUUACAAAAAAGUAGUUAAACAGCCAUGUAAAAUCCCAUUACCCCCGAGAUGCCACACCUGUGCUUCCACAAGUAGCAAGAUAGUAGCUCAGUAAUAACACUACUUCAGUAUUUUCUUUUUUUUUUAUGAAAAAAAAAAAUCCACAUUUCAAACAAACACUUCAGGAGGCUGGCAUUUGGCUUGUAAAUGGUUAAAAAGCCACUUUAGGCGUCCCUGAGUACCAAACCCUGUAUUUUCAAAAAGCUGUUUGGCACGGCUGCAGCCAGCACACAAUGUGUUUAACAUGUCACGCUCCAAAAAACGCUGUUUAUUCCCGCUUUGGGCGCCUGAAAUGCAAAUGGUGUGGCUCCUUUCCCCUGCAGAUGUACAGGAGUCCGCUUUGUUUCCGCUUUGUCUCAUGAUUUGUUCUCUUAAUUAUGUGGUUGGCAUUCGCCCCCCUUUGUCAAACCUUCUCUAAGAAUGCCUUGUUCCUGCCGGACCGCUUAGAGGUGUGUUAAACGUGGAGCCCUUCUAGCAGUGGAGAUAAAAUAUUCAGAGCAUGGAUGUCUAAAGCAACCUCUCUCUGCUCAAAAUCAAUUUCUCCCUUAGGUGUGGAUGGUACGUAACAAAAGACAGAUUAAUGUUGUCAUGGAAAUGAGAAUCACUAGAAAACCCACAUGUGAUCAAGGCACUGAUGUUGCAACAUGUUUUUUUUUUUUUUUUAUAAAAACCACAGGUUUGUGUCUAAAUCUGGGAAAAAGAAUCACCAUCAUUUUCUUUGGUCUUAAGGCACUAAAGGAAAAAAAUACAUCAAGAAGCAGCAUGUCUGUACAGCCAAUGAAUCUGCUGCAUGCACAAGAAAACCCAGAAGACUUGCUUCAAAUUGAUUAUUUAUAAAAAUGUUUUUUUUUUCCUGCCAGUAAAUGUGUUACAGAGCCUUUCAAACCAAAUAACAGCUUGUUUUUGGCAACUUUGAAGACGUGAACCCCCUUCAGUUUCACACAUUUCCUCUGGAGAUUUGCUGGUGGUAUCAUGGUAGCCCGUGCAAUUCCUUUAGAUAUCCCGUCUUGUGACUUAUAGUAGCAUUUUAGUAGAAAUGUGGUCUUUCUGUGCCAUGGAACUUCAAUAAAAGACUCAACAUUGGCAUUUUA